UUUCUUAUCUCGUCGAAACAUGUAGAAAAAAAAAAUUUCUAUUUCAUCGAUUUUCUUUUAUAUUAAUUUCUAAUGAAUGAAAAAGGAAGAAAAGGAAAGAAACUAAAACUACAAAAUCUGCUUUCUCCGGAUCACGUAACAAUUUCUUAAGAACAUUACAAAAAUAAAUUUGGCUUCAUCAGUCGUGUAGUAAUUACCAAGUGAUUACGUGUGCAUCUUUAACAAUUAUUUGUGUAUAUAUGUAUAUAUAAACAUGGUACGCGUGUGUUUGUAUAUACACAUUAACGAGUAUAACGAUAACUUUGUAUAUAAAAGAUAAAGCACGAAGAAAAAAACUUUGGUAUUGACACUUGACUUAUUAACUCGCUUAAAGAUUUUAUUGAAGUUCGAUGCACGCGGUAACAAGUUCUUCCGAUGAUGACAUUUUUUUUCAUACGUUGGAAUUUUAUCAUAAUUUUUUUAUUAUUUAUAUCGGACAAUCUAUUACUUACAUCUUCCGAAAAUGCAGGUUCUUCGAGCUCGUCGAAAACAAUAGGUGACAGUCCUUAUAACAGUGAUCCAAUAUUUAUAAUCUCUUCUUCACCUAUCGUAUAUUCAUUCGGACAUAUUAAUGAACGCAAUCCAGAAGAAAAUCCAUUUUUAAUGGAAAAGGAUAAAACAAAUGUUAUAAAUAGAAAUGAUCAAUACGUUAAUAAUCCAUUCUUAAAUUUAUAUAACGGAGUUAAUAGAAAGGAGGAAAUACCUAUAUCUAUUUCUACACUUCCUUUAAACAAAACUGACAAUGAUUCUAGUUCAUUUAUAAAACCAUAUAUAAAUAGUUCAUUUCCUGCAAUUGAUUUACAAAAUCAAGGAAAUGGUAAAAACAAAGAGAUUUCAAGUCCUCAGGAACAAGCUAAACUUUCAAAUUCAUCUAAUAGAUAUAGUACUAGGACUAAGUCAGAUAUCAAAUGUGAAGAAUAUGGUAAACAAUUUUUGAGUAUAUCAGAAGUACAAUCUUUAGUUGGCAUCAACACACAAGUUCUUAGAGUAGAAAGUGAACAGUGUACAAAAUUUGAUCAGCUUGUAACUGGUGGUACAAUUGCAACACCUGGUGAAUUUCCGCAUAUGGUUGCCUUGGGCAAAAUAUUAAGGGAUGGAUCUUUUAUGCUUUACUGCGGUGCCACAUUAAUUUCACCUUCCUGGGUCCUUACUGCUUCACAUUGUACUUAUGGACCAAAUGGUAGUCCAACAGUUGCAAAGAUUGGUAUUCAUAAUAUAAAGGAUAAGAAAGAUGGAAUUGUAAUUGAAAUUGAACAAAUGAUACGGCAUCCAUCUUAUAAUCCUCCAGCGAUGUAUGCAGACAUAGCUCUUAUUAAAUUAAAGACAUCUGUUACUUUUAGCAAUUUAAUAAAACCGGCAUGUCUUUAUCAGCUAUAUGACAAUGUACCUAUGAAAGUUUGGAUUAGUGGUUGGGGUGUUACUGAGUUUGGUGAUGAACAAAGCGAAAAAUUGCAGAAAGCACAACUUGAUAUAAUAAAUAAUAUUGCAUGUUCGAUAAAACAUAAUAAUUCCCUAGCAGUUCCAUAUGGUGUAACACCUAGUAUGAUAUGCGCGGGUGAUCCUUAUGGUGGAUGGAUUAAAGAUGCUUGCCAAGGAGAUUCAGGUGGACCUUUACAAUUACCACAUCCCAUAUAUUCGUGUCUUUUCCAAGUAAUUGGAAUUACGAGCUUCGGAGAAGGUUGUGCGAUCGUAGAUUCACCUGGGGUGUAUACAAGAGUCUCUCAUUACCUUAAUUGGAUAGAGGAUAUUGUCUGGCCAGAGAAUUAGCAACUUUAAUGAAGAUUUAAUAUCUUAGAAAAGUUUCAAACUCAAGAUAUUUUAAUGUCGUGGAUUGUUCUCCAAGUAAGACCAUUUCCAUAUGGGUCAUGAGUUGAAGGAAAAAGAACAUACCACCAACUUCUGCAAAAAUUUAGGUGGUAUGUUAAAUAAAUAAACAGAUAAAAUAUAUAUAUAUAAAUUUGAAAUUUUGUUUUAUAAUAUAAUAUACAACAUGACAAUAGUAAUAAAAUUUUUAGUAAGAUUA
Molecule: messenger RNA, 2062 nt
Organism: Vespula pensylvanica (western yellowjacket)
Lineage: Eukaryota; Metazoa; Arthropoda; Insecta; Hymenoptera; Vespidae
Product: serine protease snake-like
Exons: 6
Coding region: 415-1806 (463 amino acids)
Biological process (GO): proteolysis
Molecular function (GO): serine-type endopeptidase activity
Source: RefSeq, a predicted model, not a curated record